Molecule: messenger RNA, 1353 nt
Organism: Umbelopsis ramanniana AG
Lineage: Eukaryota; Fungi; Mucoromycota; Umbelopsidomycetes; Umbelopsidales; Umbelopsidaceae
Exons: 2
Coding region: 1-1353 (450 amino acids)
Biological process (GO): phospholipid catabolic process
Molecular function (GO): hydrolase activity, acting on ester bonds
Source: RefSeq, a predicted model, not a curated record
AUGGUUUUGAUCAAGGCUGCCGGAGUAGCCCUCUUGGCCACCAUUGCAUCGGCGGCGCCCUCCUCAUGGAAGGACAAUAUUAAGAACGUUGUUGUCCUGGUUCAAGAGAACAGAUCCUUCGAUACUCUUGCUGGAGGAUUCACCUAUAGCAAGGAUAUCGAUGGUAUGGUUGGAAGACUUUUCUGCAACCCUCUGAACGUCAGUCAUCCACUUCAAAACAUCAUCUGCUCCGACAAGUUGGCCCCCGCCAACGAUAUCGCUAACGACGAUCCCAACCACUCUGUCACCGGCACUUCCUUCGGUCUGUACAGUACCUACCAUCCCAAUGAGGAGCUCAUCAAGAAGGGCCACCUCGAGCCCAACCUUCUCGGUUUCCUUACCGAGCAACAGGUUGCCAAUGGCCAUCCCGGUAAUGCCACUCGUGCUUCCGAAAUUUUGAACUACUACACUGCCGCCCAUAUCCCUGUCUUUGAGGAUAUGGCCAAGAACUAUGUUCUUUUCGACAAGUGGUUCUGUGAUGUUCCCGGUCCCACUAAUCCCAACCGUGCCUAUAUUACCUCUGGUACCAGCCACGGUCACGGUUCCAACGAUGCUGGCUUCGACUAUGGUGGUCUUCCCCAAAAGUCCAUCUUCCAGCAAUUGUCCGAGAAGAAGAUCUCUUGGAUCAACUACUCCAACUCCUCCGGUAAUGCUGCCGGUUAUAUUAAGCCUGGACAGCCCAUUACAGGUUUCAACCCUGAUUCCAUUUUCUACAACUGGACCAUUGCCAGUGGAGCCAUCGACACCAACGUCAAGGGCAUCCAACACUUCUUUGACGACGCAGCAAGCGGCAGUCUUCCUUCUUUCAGCUAUAUCAACCCUGAAUGCUGCAGCUACGACUCCAUGCAUCCUCCUUCUCCUAUCAGCUUGGGUGAGAGCUUCCUUAAGAGCAUUUAUGAAGCUCUUCGUGGUGGACCUCAAUGGAAUCAGACUCUCUUCGUUCUUACCUUCGACGAGGGUGGCGGCUUCGCUGAUCACGUCUUCCCUCCCGUCAAUGUUCCCGCGGGUGAUAGCUUGACCUACACUGAAUUGGCUCACGAUGGAAAGAACGCUACCUUUGACUUCACUCGUCUCGGUGUCCGUGUCCCCACUAUCUUGAUGUCUCCCUGGGUCGGUCAGGGUAUCAUUGAACACGAAGGCAAGAACAAGGGUCGCACCUACUCUCACGCCAGUAUCCCCGCUUUCCUUGCUGAACUCUGGGACCUUGACAACCUUACUCCUCGUACUGCUUGGUCUUCCACCUUUGAGCACUUGUUCUUGAGCAAGCCCAGAACUGACACUCCCGCCACCUUGCCUUCCGUUAACACCUUUUAA